Molecule: messenger RNA, 4265 nt
Organism: Drosophila simulans
Lineage: Eukaryota; Metazoa; Arthropoda; Insecta; Diptera; Drosophilidae
Exons: 3
Coding region: 365-4000 (1211 amino acids)
Source: RefSeq, a predicted model, not a curated record
GGCAUACAUUCGAUAUAUCCAGCUAUCGUUGGCAGUGUUAUCGCCCGAACGGCGCACGGUCACACUGGAAAGCUGUUAAAAGAAAAUUGGGAAAAAGGCUUCGUCUUGAGGAUUCAAUUUUCAUAACAAAUGAACGGCGAAGCAGGGGGAAGACAAAGGCGCAGUUAAAUAAUCUAACUUACAUAUACACUGACAUAGUAAGUAACGGUAAACACGCGGGCGCAAGCCGCCCCCUUUUUUCGAUAAGUGAACGUGAAUGCGAAACACUCGCGGGCGCAAAAAAGUGAACAAGAAAAUCAGGAGUUUGUUCGCGGAUGCGGAAAUAAAGAAAGAGAGAGGGAGACCAAGGAAUUGAGGAUUAACGAUGAGCUUCCUGCCGGGCGAGCCGGUACCGCCCGGUUUCGAGGAGGACGACGACGUGACCCGCACGGCGGUCAUACAAAAGCAGAUCGAGAACUACACCGCCGGACCACUGAUCGGCACCGAAUACACCAUCGAGCUGCACGAGCCGGCCCAACUGCGUCCGAAUUACUUCUGUGUGCUGUGCCAAACGUGCACGGAUGGACGCAACGUCUUUGCACACUGGACAUCGCAGGCGCAUCGCACCAAGUACCUGCAAACCCACUUCCAGAAGGCCCACAGAGAGCUGCAGAAGCUGAAGCGCACGCCCAACAGCUCUGGUGACCUGGUGACUGCCACUGGGAAUUUGGUGAAGUGCAUUGAGAAGCAUUUCGGCAGGUCACGCAAUCUAAUAACUGCAACUGGUGAUGAUUUCCGCCGCUAUCGCUCCAAAAUGUGCAGCCAGGUGCGGGAUAGCUUUCAUUUCGAUGAGUGUGCCGGGUCAGAUUUUUCCGAAGAAGCUCAGCGCGUGAUCCGCGAGCUGAAACCGGAUGAGUCCAUCAAGAGCAGCUUGAAGAUGAACGUCGACGCAACCGGGGGCAGCAACAAGCAGCAUGAGGAUGGAAAUAUAAUUGCCUUGGAUGCCAUAUCCAGUGAUGAUGAGAACUUUGGCGGGUCAACAGGUCCGGUUGACGCGGUGCCAAAGGGGCGACAGACGAAUAAUUCGUCCGAAGAUGCCGGCGGGCGUAGUAAAAACCAAUCGCCACCACCUCCAGGUGGCGCGACCAAAACGCAGCAUUUGCCCACGCCCAAGGAGCUGGCCAUUCAGGCAUCUAUAAUUUCACAGGAGCGCUACAAGUGGGAGAAGUUCCGCUGCAUGCUGGAACUUCAGCUCAAGCAGCUGCGCAGUGAUACAGAGAUGUACGAAUCAAAUCCCGAGAAACAUCCCGACUAUCCGGAUGAGUGGAAACAGUUCUGGAAUCGACGCUACAAGCAGCUGCAGGAGGAGAAGAAGUUCGAUCCGAAUCUAUACGACUAUAAGCCGGAGUGGAUUAGCUACUGGAAGGAUCGACGCAUCGUACUGUUCGACAUUGCGGUGAAUAAAAUAAAGAAGGAGCUCAAAGAGAAGUUCAAGCUGGGCGACGAGGACGAAGAGAAGACCAAGGAGCUAAUGGAGCGCUACAAGAUCCGUGUGGCCAGUCCGCGUAGGGCGUCUGCCACCACCAAUGCCGACAAUGGUCGCAAGCCGAAGCCAAACUUCCGCAGCAAUCGUCCGAUUGGUGCGGUAAGCAAGCUAGCCGACGCCGUCAUCGAUAUCAGCGAUGAUGAUGUUGACACUCCUCCAUCUCGUGGUCGUGCCUCCCUCAAUCGCCGCUCCAUCUCUCGCUCGUUGUCGCCCAAGCGCGGCGGACGUCGUGCCGUGCGGCGCUCACGCAGUCGUUCGCCGCAUCGCAGCUAUAAGCGUGGAUCUUCACGCUCGCGUUCGCGCAGCCAGCGACGCCGGUCUCGCUCGCCGCCCCACUACCGUGGCCGUGGUCAUGGUCGUACUCCAACAUCCAAAGAGCGCGGCUCGUCGUCCAGGGAUUUCGGAGAUCGUCGCAGUUUGCAGCGUGAUCGCGAACGCUCCUCGGAGUACUAUCCCCGCAACGAGGGCUAUGCUCGAUCAUCGCGCGGCUAUGAGCCUGUGGAGACGUUCCGCGUGCUGGAUUCCCGCGUGUAUCCCGAGUACAGUAUGACCAAGGCGAGAUCGAUUUCGCCGACCGUUUCGUCCAACAAGGAGAAGGAGAAGGAGGCAUCGGAGCCCGUUGAGGAGGGACCACUGACUGUGGUCAGUGUGUUGCGCAUGCUGUCCGCCGUCGAGGAGCAUCUGGGCAGCCUGGGACCCAAGGCGCUCAAUCUGCUUAGCAAGGCACUGGCCAUGGAGAUGGUGAAGCCAAAUUCGGCCGAGGAUUUGCUGCUAAACGAGGACAACUGUGUGUUCCUCGAGACCACAAAGGAGAAGCUCAAGGGCAUUCUCAUUGCCGAGGUACUGGACGAUCCGCAAAAGGUGCGCGUGGUCAAGAAACUAAUCACGAACAUAGCAGCCGUCAUCUUUCAGGCGACCGUCAAAGGUACCACCGAUGCCGUCGAUGACAAGGUUAAGGCAAAUGCCAAUCCGGCGCCCAUACAGCUGCCCUUCGAUCGCAACUUGGUGGCGCCCAAGUUGGCCAAUGCCUUGGUACUCAAGGGAUACAACAAUGUGACCACCGGCGAUAUGAACAAUCUGCUCCACCUGCUAACGCUGCUGGUGAAGAUGGACAAGCAGCGCCGCCAGCUGGACAAGAACAACGGACUGAAGUUCGAGGAGAUAAAGGCAAAGCUGGGACUGCAAAAUAAGCCAUCGCCCGAUGACAUGGGCUACGAUCUGGACGAGCUGAUGAAGGAGGUGGAGCACCAGCUGAACAAGGAGUCCGUCGAUAUGGUGAACGCCCCAGCGGGAGCACCGACCAAGAUACAAGCCGAUACAGUCAGUGGCAUGGAAUCGCUAACGGAUUCAGAUCUCCAGACCCUACUCCAGAACUUCAAGUUCCUGUCGAACGAGGAGCAGGUGCAUCUCAUUGGCCAUCUGCGCAAGUUGGAGGUACAGGAGCCAUCGCGCGUCGAUCGCCUGCGCAAGUAUGUGAAUCUGGUGGAGCUCCGAGGGGAUGGCGAGUCCUGCAGUGAUUUCCUGGCGCGCGUGGUGAAUAUUGGUGGGCCAAGCAAGGCGAAACCGACUACUAAGUCGAAGACUUCGUUAAUGGGUGGCAGGACCUCCUCCGCCUUGGCCGCCAGCAUCUCGGCUACGAAAGCCGGUCACUCCAUGCUGAGCGCCCAGCGCAACAGUUUGGAUCGUGAGCGGGAUCGCGAUCUGUCCAGUGUGCCCAUCAAUAAGCAGCGACGCGGCCGGAAUACGCCCGGUAUCAUGCUCGAUGACGAUGACGAGGAGGAUGAUGAUUACAACUUUGACGAUUUGGUGAUGAAGGCCUGCGAUUCGAAUGGCAGUGGUAGUGGUGGUGGUGGUGCCGCUGGUGCUGGUGUACACAAUGCGCCAGGAGGGCCGCCCAUUGUACCCGUGGAAUCAUCGCCAAAUGCGCUCACUUUCAAGCCAGCAGCUGCGACCAAGAUUUCGCUCAAAGACACCGAGAACAUAAUAGCCAAUCUAAUGGGCACUUUAAGCAAGAACGGCAGUUCCGGAGGCUCACCCGUGGGUGGCAAUCGCAACUAUAUGAUGAACCAGCAGCAUGGUGCGCCAAAUGCGCAGAAUGCGCCGAAUUUGGGUCAGAAUCCAGGCCAAAAGCAGCCUGGAGCGGGCUACUCCAAUGCGGGCUAUCCAGGGCAGCAGCAGCAGCAGCAGCAUGGCCGUAACUUUGGCCAGGAAGCACAGCCACUGAUGAGCGGCGGACCGAAUGCCAAUCACUAUCCGAAUCAACAGGGCUACGGCGGCUAUCAUCCGUUUGCGGGCAAUGGCGUGCAGCAGAACUACGGCGGCAUGGUACCACCAGGGCCAGGUGGCUACGUGGGUCCGCCCGUUAAUCCGUGGGCCAGCAAUGUGCCGCCACAGCCGCCCUUCAACCAGAUGCCCCAAAACUUUAUGGGCGCCCAGCAGCCGCACUAUAACAACAUGUUCGGUGGACGUCACUAGAACGUCGUAGCCUUAGAUAUUCAUACUAUUAAACGUAAUGCAAGUUAAACGUAAUGUAGAAACCCUUUGAAGUGCCCGUGUAUCCGCUAGUUGGCAAGUGAUUUUUAUUAUAUUUUUUUUUUCAUACACGUGUGCUGCUGCCAAAAAAAGGAAAAAACGUAUCACUACCUUCUUUUGUUUAUAAAACACCGAACAACAAUAGAAUUCAGAAAACAUAAAUCUGAAGAGCACGUGAAUAAACAUACACAAUAAUUCCGGAAAUCAA